This is a messenger RNA of Helicoverpa armigera (cotton bollworm), 3912 nucleotides long. RefSeq names its product probable serine hydrolase (gene kraken). Lineage: Eukaryota; Metazoa; Arthropoda; Insecta; Lepidoptera; Noctuidae. The record is from RefSeq and is a predicted model, not a curated record. The transcript has 2 exons. The coding region runs from base 336 to 1283 and encodes 315 amino acids.
AAUUUCGUUUGCAGACUUCCAGUUUCAUCAUUUCCAAGCGAAAACACGCGCAAUCGAUAUUUUAUUCUCGUUUCGUUUCAUAAGACUGCGGCAGUCCGUGUGUGCGGUGUGUUCGUCUAGUUAAAGUUCAGUAUUCUAACCUUAGCUGAACUCUACGGUCACCUUCCGUAAUCGGAAAGUUUAUUUGAAUCUAUUUCUAGUAUUAAAUUCUUUACCUAUGAUAGCGUGUCCGAUAAUAUAUUAAGGGAAUUGUAAUACGCGAGUGUUUUACUUGUUGAAAAUCGUGAUUAGACAGUGAUAAUUGAUAUUCUGCGUCUGAGUACAAAGUCGGCAGAAUGGCUGAGACUAGAAUGAAUGGGCAUCAAGUACAUGAAGAGCUUCCGCCGGGAUACAAGGUAGAAGAAAUUGAAAUUGAAGUACCAUGGGGCCACGUCGCUGGUCGAUGGUGGGGCCCUCGUGACAAGCAGCCAAUCAUUGCCAUCCACGGCUGGCAAGAUAAUGCAGGCACUUGGGACAACCUGAUCCCCUUAUUGCCCGUCACCACGUCAGUUCUCUGCAUAGAUUUGCCCGGUCAUGGUCUAUCGACACAUUAUCCAACCGGCAUGCUUUACUACAUCUUCUGGGACGGCAUAGUUCUUCUAAGAAGAAUUGUCAAACACUUCGAAUGGACUAACAUCACCUUAAUGGGUCACUCUCUCGGUGGCGCGCUCAGUUUUAUGUACGCAGCUUCCUUCCCUGACGAAGUAGCGAAAAUCAUUUGCGUCGACAUCGCAAGUCCAGCUGUUAGGGAACCCGCUUCAAUGGUAAAGAAUACAGGCGGGAGUAUCGAUAAAGUCCUCCAGUAUGAGAAUCUACCAAUCGAUAAAGUACCUUGUUACAAUUACGAAGAAAUGAUCGAUAUUGUGUGCGAUGCGUACAAAGGGUCCAUCUCAAGGGAGAAUUGCAAGGUUCUUAUGAAGAGGGGUAUGAUGCCGACUCCAGCUCAUUUGAAGAAGCCAGGUUAUUUCUUCAGGAGGGACCCUAAACUAAAAGUAUCUGGUCUUGCAAUGAUGUCAAUAGAAACUGCUUUGGAAUACGCUGCUAAAGUCAAGUGUAAAGUUUUAAACAUUCGUGCGUUGCCCGGUGAAAGAUGGGAGAAGUUGGACUAUUAUAUGAGCGUGAUUGAAAAGAUGAAGGCUACGGCUGAUGUACGGUACGUGGAAGUUGAGGGAACUCACCACAUCCACUUAGAGGCUCCUCACAAAAUAGCCGAUAUCGUGGAAGAUUUCCUAGAAGAAUAUUAGUUUAGACUAGCUUUAUGCUAAUGUGAUAUUUUAUGUGAUGCGCAAACGCACUGUAGUUAGGCACAGUUGAGGAACUGUAGUAUUCAAGUAUUUUUGAAAGCACUUGUAUUUCCUGUAAUUUCCCUUCUUUUAAUUUAAAUUAAUCCGUCUUUAGAGUCGUAGUUCAAAAGAAACUGAAGUUAGCAAUUCAAUCUAACCAAAUGCUAUUAAAAAUGUCGCUUACACCAAAGUGCAACGGGAGUUGUAAAAUCAUCUAAAUACAAAUUUCUUCAAAUCCUUUUGUUACCUUGUAUAGUGUAAGUAAUGGGCUAUGAUGAAUGAAAUACCUAAAUAACACAAAUAUAUAGUUAAAAUCUGUUUAUUGUCACAAAUAACUUACUUUAGCUUAAGUAAACGUCCUAUAUCUAGGAUUAGGAAAAUAAUAAAAUACUUACCUACAUGUAUGUAUAUAAUAUUGCGUGUAGAAAACAUAGGCACGAAGAUUUUUUUUAAAAUGUCUCAAUAAAUUACUUAAAGAAUGUAACUUAACCUUGAAAUAGGUUAAAAGAAAUGCUCUAUUUUGAAUUUGUAAUGCGAUGUUCCGUAACGCAAGUCUUAUAUUUACGUAAUUAACAUUUUCUUUUGUAAGGUCAAUAAGGUUGUGUGACGUGGGAAAGAGAAUUUUGUGGGCAAAGUAAAUAUCUUCGAUAUUUUUAUAAGGAACCUUGUGUCCGAAUAUUAAAUGAAUGAUGGCUUUUAUAGUGUGAUAAGGAAGAAUUAUGCUUUGAGAUAGUAAGAAUAAGUAUCCAUUGUUUUAAACAUUGUGACAAGAAAGUGGUCUAACUAAAGUAACAUAAUUUGGUCCUUAGUUCCGCAUGAACAAAUAUUGCUUAAAAAAAUUGUGGUAAAAAAAAAUUGUACUUGUAAGAAGGAAUAUAAUUGUGUAGGUAUAUUAAUGCAAGAAACUAUUGAGACAGAUAUCAUAAUGGGUAGUAUUUUACUUAACCAUUUAGUGGUAGAGAUUCGUAAUAAUAAUUAUUAUAGCUACUUGGGGGCGGCAAAUUCAUUAAACAAAUCAUUUUGACAUUAAGGGCCGAUUUUUAGAUUGCCAGAUACCUAACUUUAAUCUGAAGAAUAUGUUUGACGUUAAACAGCUUUUGUAUAGUAUACCUACUAAUGGCCCGCGGUACAUGUUUCGCUACGUAGUUAGUAUAUAUACCUAGUCCACCUUUGUGUUACAAAAAAUCUGAUAAAUAAAGAACCGCUCUAUUAUUUGCGCAAACUUCACAUAAACCAUUUACUAAAUAGUCCGAAAAAGCAUCAACAUUUGGUUUGGAUAGGUGAGCCUGUUCUUCACUAGGUACAUAGUAUAAAACAAAGUCGCUUUUUGUGUCCCUAUGUCCCUUUGUACCUACUCUUAAAUCUUUAAAACUACGCAACCGAUUUUCAUGCGUUUUUGUUUUAUCAGAUAGAGUGUUUAAAGAGGAAGGUUUAUAUGUAUAAUAACAUCCAAUAAAUAUUGGGGAAAUACUGGUAAUCCCGUGCGAAGCUGGGGCGGGUCGCUAGUAAGUUAUAUUACCUACAACAAAAAGUGUAAUGUCACUUAUUACGUCAAACCGCUGUACCUAUUUAUUCCUCAGAUAAAACUUAACCGGUGAUUGAAAAAUCGGCCUUAAUAGCACUGACAUAGAUUACAACGUACAAAUAAGUAGGUGUGAAAUUCUAUUGUCAGUCCCGAUCACAAUGCAUGUACAUGAUCAGAAACGUUGAUGAAAUAGUGUAAUUUUAUUCUAAUUAAGUUUUAAUUUAUUUGUUAGACGGCUAAGUGUAUUCAUUUGAGUGUAACUCGUUGCGUUUAACGUGAGCGAACGAUUUUUGUGUAGUUUGAAUGUCUGUGGUAAAUGUCCGAAAGUACUACAUCAUAAGAAUGUUAAUAACUAUUAAUGGAAAAACACAUAUAAGUCUAAAGUUUGACGAAACCAGUAUAGAAGCUUCAUUUGUCUAGCCAUUUCCCAACUAUGUUGGGGUCGGCGUCCAGUCUAACCGGAUGCAGCUGCACACCAGUGGUUUACAAGGAGCGACUGCCUAUCUGACCUCCUUAACCCAGUGACUUUGGCAACCUUAAGUAUAGAAGCUACUUACAUUUUUAAAAAAAGUUCUCCAAUUUAAAAUUCUUCCAAUUUUCUGAUAGGCAUUUGUUCUCUUGAUUGUCUUCUACUUCUAUAAAAAUAGUAUCUUUUGUAAUAAAUGCAGUAAUUAUUUUACUUCUGCCAAAACCCUUUUUUGUGUUACUGUUCAUUCCAUAUUUGUGACGUCAUAAUACAUGUUAUUGCAGUUUCUAGGUUUAAAAAUAGAUAUUCCGUCGCAUGGGUACAAUUUAAGUGUUAAUAUGAAAAUAAAUGACCUUUUUUGUAAUAAUUAUAAAAUUCUGGCUAGCUCAGAAAUUCAUGACAGGAUUUUUAAAUACAUAACAAAAUAUUUUUAUAAUAUUAUAUGACACGGCUUGGUAGAAAUGUACCAUUGGCUUAGUGAGUGAAAUUUUAAAUGAAACUACAGCUUUCGCACCGUAACGAUUUAUUAAAAUUAUUUAUUUUGUAACAAAAAACUGUAGUAUUAAAAUUCACAACGUUAAAUAAAACUGUUAAACUUA